Molecule: messenger RNA, 1733 nt
Organism: Tripterygium wilfordii
Lineage: Eukaryota; Viridiplantae; Streptophyta; Magnoliopsida; Celastrales; Celastraceae
Product: IAA-amino acid hydrolase ILR1-like 6
Exons: 3
Coding region: 50-1447 (465 amino acids)
Biological process (GO): jasmonic acid metabolic process; auxin metabolic process
Cellular component (GO): endoplasmic reticulum
Molecular function (GO): IAA-Ala conjugate hydrolase activity
Source: RefSeq, a predicted model, not a curated record
UUUUUUUUCCUCCUCCUCCAACUCUUCUCUCUCUCUCCACAAAGAAUAUAUGAAGUCUCACGCUCUCUUCCAACACCUCCUCCUGAUCACAAUACCCUUAACGUUUCUGAAUUUUACAAUAUUGCCCUCAACAUGCUCUCCUUCGACUGACGGUGACUUGUCUUUCUUCGAUGUCAAUUCUGCAAAUCCAAACUCUGCCGUGAAUUCGAAGCAACACAGGAAUGGGACCUCAAAGGCUCCGGUGGUUGAGAAGGUUUUGUGGAGCCGGGCUUGGUCGGAGGAGGUGUUGGGCCUGGCCAGACGGCCCAAGACGGCGGAUUGGGUGAAGGGAAUUAGGAGGAUAAUUCACCAGAAUCCGGAACUUGCUUUUGAAGAAAUGGAGACCAGUCGGUUGGUACGACAUGAGCUGGACCGGUUGGGGAUCAGUUAUAAGUAUCCGUUGGCCAAAACGGGUAUUCGGGCCUGGAUCGGGACUGGUGGGCCUCCGUUUGUGGCCCUCCGGGCUGACAUGGAUGCACUCCCAAUACAGGAAGCAGUAGAAUGGGAGUACAAAAGCAAAGUAGCAGGAAAAAUGCAUGCAUGUGGACACGACGCACACGUUGCGAUGCUUAUGGGUGCUGCCAACAUCUUGAAAUCUCGCGAACACCUCUUGAAGGGGACUGUAAUAUUGCUGUUUCAGCCAGCAGAGGAAGCGGGGAACGGAGCGAGAAGAAUGAUUGAAGAUGGAGCUCUGGAGAAUGUAGAGGCCAUCUUUGCACUACAUGUAUCCCAUGAACGUCGUACAGGCAUCAUUGGAUCAAGGCCUGGUCCUAUACUUGCCGGAUGCGGGUUCUUCAGGGCAGUUAUCAGCCGGGACCGUCCCCGCUGCUUUGAACCCCUGUUGGCUGCCUCCACUGCUGUCAUUAGCUUGCAGGGCAUUGUUUCCCGCGAAGCCAAUCCUUUGGACUCGCAGGUCGUGUCAGUAACAUCGUUCAACGGAGGUAAUAAUCUCGACACAAUGCCAGACAGUGUGGUUCUUGCUGGUACCUUAAGGGCUUUCUCCAAGGAAAGCUUCCAUCAGCUUAUGAAGCGAAUUGAAGAGGUGAUUGUCGGUCAGGCGAGCGUGUUCAGAUGCUCAGCGACUGUCGACUUCUUUGAGACACAGAACAAGAUUUAUCCACCGACUGUCAACGAUGAGCGAAUGUACGAGCAUGUCAGGAAGGUCGCCAUUGAUUUGCUAGGUUCGUCGAGUUUCCAGGCCGUGCCUAAGAUGAUGGGUGCUGAGGACUUCUCCUUUUACUCUCAAGUGAUACCUGCAGCUUUCUUCUUCAUUGGUAUAAGAAAUGAGACCUUGGGUUCCAUACAGACAGGCCACUCGCCGUAUUUUAUGAUCGACGAAGAUGCUCUUCCUAUAGGAGCUGCAACUCAUGCAACUAUUGCAGAAAGAUAUCUUAUUGAGCAUGGUUGAUUUGGCAUCUCGCAAUCUGCAGAAUUUGAUCGCUACGAGGGCGUAUAAAAGUUUUAGAGCACAAGAGGAAUUUCCUCUUCACCAGUGUACAUGCUAGGGUAGAUAUUGUUCUGAUUUACGUAAAUUUGAAAAGAUCUGGUUCAACAACAGAAUGGCUAUGCACUUCCCACCAUUUCCCUAAACCUGCAACCCAAAACAAUUCUCAACUUCAGAUGUAAAACGUUUCUGGCUAUGGUAUUGCUAUCUUCGUAAACGAAUAAGAAUCCCCUAACCAUAUAUUCUUGCA